Xyrauchen texanus (razorback sucker) is the source of this 1224-nucleotide messenger RNA. Its product is annotated as mitochondrial import inner membrane translocase subunit Tim10 B-like. The transcript is spliced from 3 exons. Gene Ontology annotation, cellular component: mitochondrial intermembrane space chaperone complex. The coding region runs from base 157 to 990 and encodes 277 amino acids. Lineage: Eukaryota; Metazoa; Chordata; Actinopteri; Cypriniformes; Catostomidae. The record is from RefSeq and is a predicted model, not a curated record.
GACGUAUUGUGCACACGUGAUUGUAAACAUGGACGCCUGCUGCUGAAAGUCAUGCGACAGCUCUUGGUCAUAAAUUCUGUUGUUGCAUUUCGAUGUAUUUAAUUAAAACAUAGCUAAUAGACAUUUCUCUUGAUAUACACUGACAGCAAUAUUGCCAUGGACCCCGACGGACAACUUCGAAAUUUGCGGGACUUUCUCCUCGUUUACAAUCGCAUGACGGAAAUCUGCUUCCAGCGAUGCACAAGCAACUUUAACUACAGAAAUCUGACAAUGGACGAGGAGAGUUGUGUGGACAAUUGUGCUGGUAAGUUGAUAAGGACCAAUCACCGUUUGAUGGGCACAUACGUGCAGCUGAUGCCUGCAAUGGUGCAAAAGCGGAUGCAGGAGAUGGAGAGCAAAGCUGCAGAAGUUGCAAAAGCUGAAGCUGCAGCACAGGAAGCAUCAGCAUUAGAAAGCCCAUCUACUGUCUUGACAGACACACCACCUGUGUCUACAUCAGUCCUGGAGAUCCCUGCUACAUCCUCUCCAGUGAUGGAGAUGCCCUCUGCCAAAGCUGAUCAUGUUUCAACAUCGGAGCUUGAGGCACCACGAGUUCCUUCAGCUCAUAAUGAUCCAUCAGAAAUUAAGACAGCAGCUAAGAAUGGCUCCGGAUUUGGAGGAACACCUUUGAUUCUAGAGCAAGCAACAGAAACAGCAAAGCUGCCUGACCCAUCCCUGUCAACAAGUGAAGCAUCCUUGUUAGCGGUAUCUGCAGUUACAAAUAACACUCAAUCCUUUACGAGUGAGUCUUUAGAAGGACUGGUAACUGCGCAACCAGCUAUCUCAACAUCUUCAAGUUCUACUGUACCAUCACUUAAAGUUGAUGUAGGUUCUGUCUCAAGAGCAGUAGCAGCUAUCCCAGUAGAAAAACUUGAUCUAAAGCCCAGCAGUGUAACAACCACAUCUGUCCCGGAAAAACCAUCUACAGGACAAAACUCCAACAACUCUUGAUGGUGAUCACAGAGAAGCUAUAUCUAAGAGAUGCUGUUUAUGCUGCACUGAUGAAUUUCCCAGAGCAUAUGCAGUCUUAAAAGCCUAGAGUUACAAAAGUCUUCUAAGACUGUUGACCAUUCGCAGUAGGGUGGGCUUCAUAAAUGAUAUUUAAAUACCUCUAUUACAACAUUGAAUAACAAUGUAUUGCUGGUCAAAUUGUGAACUCUGUCUUUUAAUAAAAAUGAAUCUUGU